Molecule: messenger RNA, 579 nt
Organism: Peronospora matthiolae
Lineage: Eukaryota; Oomycota; Peronosporomycetes; Peronosporales; Peronosporaceae
Source: the annotation of a GenBank genome assembly
AUGCGUCUCCACUACGUUGCACACGUGAUCGCUGCAGCUCUAGCUGCAAGUGCUUACGGACUUCAAGCUGUCCCCGAUGCGGUCAACCUCUCGCCCCUGCAGACGUCUAGCGAGGCCCAGCACCAGACCAAUGUCGCUGAAAAGACCGAACGAUUUCUUCAGGAACGUCACGCUGCCCGUCAAUUGCGCGCCUACGACAACGACGACGACGACGAUGACUGGGAGAAGCGUCACCACAGGAAGGACAAGAAGAAGGGCAAGUCUGGCGAGGUCAAGGAUUGGCGAAAGGAAAAUCGCCUUCGACAACGCAAGAAGUGGAACGCUCAGAAGAAGAAACACGCUGACCAACAGAAAAAGAACUGGCUCAAGCAAAAGAAGAAACUCGACCACAAGAACUGGCUCAAGCAAAAGAAGAAGCUCGACCACAAGAACUGGCUCAAGCAAAAGAAGAAACUCGACCACAAGAACUGGCUCAAGCAAAAGAAGAAACUCGACCACAAGAACUGGCUCAAGCAAAAGAAGAAGCUCGAGGAGAUGAAACGUCGAGAGGCGUACAAAAACGGAGGUCACGCGAAUUGA